Messenger RNA from Papaver somniferum (opium poppy), 1120 nucleotides. RefSeq names its product 60S acidic ribosomal protein P2-like. Gene Ontology annotation, molecular function: structural constituent of ribosome. Gene Ontology annotation, cellular component: ribosome; cytosolic large ribosomal subunit. The record is from RefSeq and is a predicted model, not a curated record. The transcript has a single exon. Bases 368 to 706 code for a protein of 112 amino acids. Gene Ontology annotation, biological process: cytoplasmic translational elongation. Lineage: Eukaryota; Viridiplantae; Streptophyta; Magnoliopsida; Ranunculales; Papaveraceae.
GUGAAACAGAAAAACUGCAGGUGUCUCGUUGUCAUGCUAAGCCGAGAGACCCAAACUGACCAAUGUUGCCCAAGGCUGGGUCCGUCCUGAAUCACCAAAACAUUCCAAAACCGAGAAUCACCAAAACAUUCCAAAACCGAAGCUACUUCUGAAUUACAGAAGGUCUCCAUAUUUUAGAAGUAGAUUGUAUUUGGAAGGCGGUUUCAAAUCCUUGCAGACUUCGGGUUUCCUAAUCCAGCACCUCAUAGCCUUUGAACAUCUCUUUAAAUAGACACCACACAAGCCUCUCAAUGCACACACUUUAGAAGAGCAAUCGCAUAGCUUUCCUGAAGAAAAGUUUUUCUGAGAGGGAUUCUAGUUUAACAAGAUGAAGGUCAUUGCUGCAUAUAUGCUUGCAGUGUUGGGAGGAAACAAGGAACCAACUGCCGAAGAUAUCAAGGACAUUUUAGGUUCUGUUGGUGCUGCUGAUGACGCUGAUGACAAGAUUGAACUUCUUCUUUCUCAAGUUCGGGGUAAAGACUUGACUGAACUUAUUGCAACUGGAAGGGAGAAACUUGCUGUUUCUGGGGGUGGUGCACCUAUGGUGGUCAAUGGUGGUGCAGCUGUGCAGAAGAAAGAGGUGGAAGAGAAAAUUGAUGAAUACUAUUCCUCUGACUCUGACCCUGACCAUGACAAUAUCAUCUUCGAUCUCCGUGCGGAAUGGUAGUUCCCUGAUUCCCUGAAUUGUGUAUUACUGGUUUAAAUUUUGGGGUUUUGAGGCAGUGGCUCAUGAGCUGUUCAAGUUCCUUCAGAUUUUCUAUCAGGUUGUAAUCGCAUUAUAAGUUUCUCAAUAAACACAUCUAUUCUUUGGUCUUACUUCCUAACCUAACAACUGUCUGCAAGAGAUUGUGAAUCCCAUGGACACACUUGUGUCCAUUGUCCAGUCUCACUGGAGAACCUGAUGAAAGAUUCAUGAUCUCAUACACAGUCCAGGCUCUGCAGGACCUCGCAAUAAUUAAUGAACCAUACACCCCUCAUAUUAUAAUUUACUUACUGGGGUCUUUUCUCCGCAGGCUAGCUAAUACUGGAAUACAAUGCUAGCAUUCACUUCGCAGUUCACACAUGCAUUUUCUUAUUUUCA